Schistocerca cancellata (South American locust) is the source of this 618-nucleotide messenger RNA. Its product is annotated as CCAAT/enhancer-binding protein beta-like. The record is from RefSeq and is a predicted model, not a curated record. The transcript has 2 exons. The coding region runs from base 1 to 618 and encodes 205 amino acids. NCBI's taxonomy places the organism in Eukaryota, Metazoa, Arthropoda, Insecta, Orthoptera, Acrididae.
AUGAAAUGGCUCCGAGUGACGAACAUUGAUAAUUUGGAAGAAAACAGGUGGAUAAAAAUUAUCCUCCGUCCUACUACGCACGGGAGAAUUUCCGUGAAAGCUGAACGCACGAAUCGAACUCGGUGCCGCGCGGAGGCGCCCUCCAGGAAGGCACGAGUGGACACUAACGAGUCGAGUCUGCCGGCAGCGGCCGUGAUCCUUCUAAUUACGCGGAGCGCCAACGACCCGCCGGCGGCCGUAGCAGCGGCGGGCGCGCUCGCGCUCGCACCCGACGUGACAUCCGACGUCGCCGGAGAACGGAAUCUCAUUACGUCAGCCAAGUUCGCCGGCAUCGCCGGCCCGCGCCGAGGGGAGCGAAGUGGCCGCCCCGAGAGCCGCCGCGCGCUGCAAGUGAAACGAGGCGCCGCCCGCCCGCUGCGGCCGCCGCCGCCGCCGCCGCCGCCGCCAGCGCGCCAGUUUAAUCAGGCCGGCCCGGCCCUCAACCCUGAUGAGGGUCAGCGCCACUUCAUCUGCGAGUGCGCCGCGCCGCGCCGCGCCGGCGGGCCCUCCAGUCUGGCCGGGCCCAGGUGUACAGUGGCGCACAGUGGAGCCGCCCGGGGCGCUGGGCGCGCAGAUUAA